Drosophila navojoa is the source of this 1767-nucleotide messenger RNA. Its product is annotated as glutaredoxin domain-containing cysteine-rich protein CG31559. The record is from RefSeq and is a predicted model, not a curated record. Gene Ontology annotation, biological process: sensory perception of sound. Lineage: Eukaryota; Metazoa; Arthropoda; Insecta; Diptera; Drosophilidae.
AGACCCAGUGCUGAAACAUAGACAGAGCCCUAGCUCAUUGGCCCGUGCUGAAUAUGGUUGUGCAAAAGGCAGCCACGCCCACACUGCCAGCCGCAGCGGUGGCAGACGGCCCGGGCAACUGCUACAUGCAACAGUAUCAGAAAUAUGCCACACACUGCGAGACGGCGGACAGCGGCAACGGCAGCGACCUGGAGAGCAACGGCGGCCCCGUGCAGGCCACGCUCAUCCUAACGGACGACAGCGAGGAGAGCGAGCCCUCCUCCUUGAACAGCGACAGCCUCAACUGCAGCAGCACGGAGUACGUGCGGCAGGCAGCCGCCAAGCCCAGCGGACAGUUGGGACAGCGGCAGCGACACAAAUCGCUGCGCAUGCUGGGCACGCUGCUGCCGGACUCGCUGCUGCGCGACAUACGGGACAGACGGAGUGCGGAGUAUGUGGUGCAGUUCAGCAGCCCCGUCGAGGUCAAGGACAAGCCGCCAAACCGGCAGGCCAAGGUAGUGACCAUAGCUGAGCCAGAGACAGACAGAGAGAGGGAGAGGGAGAGGGAGACGGAGGUGGAGACAGAGACAGAGACGGAGGCAGAGUCGUUGCGCUUGUCGCGCGAGUCGCUCAACGAGGCGAAGAUCGAGGAGCUGCGCGCGGCGGUGCAGCGAGCCAACUUUGUGCAAACCGGUGAGCAGGCACAGCUGGCAGCCACGUCGCAAACGGACAGCCGCAACAGCAACGGUAACGGCAACAGCAACGGCAACAGCAACAACAACAGCAACCGAUGCAGCAGCAACUACAAAUAUGCGGACGAUCAAUACUACAGCUUUCACAUAAACGAGCACGAGAACUUCAGGAGCUUUGUGCGGCACGGGGACCAGCGGGACGCGGCCGCCGAGGAUGAGGAGCACGACGUGUUCGCUGGCUAUCGCGAUGUGCGCAGCAGCGCCAGCUCCACACAGUCCACAAUACGCUCCGCCAAGGGAACGGUGCGCGGCGUUAAGAAUCGUGUGCGCAAUGGAAUAGCCACGUUCUUGCAGCUGCAGCAGCAGCCGAAUGCAAAGUGCUUCAUGGAGAAAGACCUGGGCAAGGUGGUGCUCUACACGACCAGCAUGGGCGUCAUACGAGACACCUACACGAAAUGUGCCAACGUUAAGCAGAUACUGCGCACUCUGCUGGUCAAGUUCGAGGAGCGGGACGUCUUCAUGAGCGUCGAGUAUCAGGCCGAGAUACGGCAGCGCAUGCAGAGCUCACAGAUCCGGGUGCCCCAGCUGUAUGUGGAGGGCCAGCACAUCGGCGAUGCGGCCACAGUGGAGCGCAUGAAUGAGUCCGGGGAGCUGCGGCAGCUGCUGAAGCCCUACAAGACCAUCGCCAGCAACUACACCUGCCAGACCUGCGGCGGCUAUCGGCUGCUGCCGUGCCCCUCGUGCAACGGCUCCAAGAAAUCCGUGCAUCGCAAUCACUUCACGGCCGAGUUCGUGGCGCUCAAGUGCAUGAACUGCGACGAGGUGGGCCUGGUCAAGUGCCACAACUGCUGAGUGGAGAGCAGAGCCCUUCGACCAUAUACAUACAUACAUACAUAAAAUUAUACAGACAUAUGCUCGUACUUAGCACUUAAGCGCGCUAUUUGCAUUUUGUAUAACCCCUAAUCGUAAGCCCAGUUUAACUUAGUCAACAACAACAACAACAACAACAUGAAGAGCAAGAAGCAGAACAACAAGAAUGCAAACAUACUAACUAACCCUGUCUAGAUCUAAGUAGUAAAUAGUUUUGAAAAGGCAA